CAACGGUUCAGUUAGUGGUUGACUCCCCUCAUCUUAGUCAACUAAAAACACCUUCUUCUCUGUCAAUCUAGACCCUUCUUUUGUUCUAUACAUUGUUGGGGGAUUCUGUUGCGGCUUAUAAUCUGGCUUGGACUCCACAGAUCAAGCCACUUGCCAUAUAUUCCUUCAUCCAUUCCAGCAGGCCUGCUGUUUGUUCUUCAUCUCUUCUACCUCAAACUGCCACACCCCGCAACUUCUAAUAAUGAGCUCUCAUGUCGUGGUCUUAGACUCGACAGCUCGAAGAGCGACUGUCAAGACUACACCGGGCAAACACCUUACCGAGAUCCUGCAAGAGGCCUGCACUAAGCUAGGUGUAGAUCCUAGUCAACAUGGGUUGAAGUACAAAGGUAAAGAGCUCGACAUGUCGCUCGUCUUUCGUCUAUCCGGACUUACCUCCGGUGCCAAGUUGGAGCUGGUUCAAUCAUCUCGGUCCCCCUCUGUCGUCACAGUUGCGUUACAGCUUCCGGAGUCAGAGGCACGGGGGGCUCCCAACGGCCGGCUCAUGGACAAGUUCCCGAGCACGACAACAAUCUGGUUCAUCCUGCGCAAGUUCGAGGCGGGCGUUGCAGGCGGUACGUCUAAAACCCGCAACCUGACGGGUCGCGGUGUACCAAGUGGCAACGAGGGCGCAGGUCGACUAUACUACGAGACUCCAGUGGUUCAGGUCUUGCAGCGGGAACUCUGCUCUUUUGCAGAUUUCCAGAAAUCCCUAGCACAACUGGGCUUUAACAGCGGGAAUGUGUUGCUAAGGCUCAGCUUCCGGCGGACGGAAGAGCCCAUGGAACAAGCGAUGGGCAAGAUCCAAGAAUACUUCCAGACCUCCGAGGACAUGAGGCCGAAGCCCGAGGAACAGCCUACAUCGACAGGAGUGCCUCUAGAGGAAGAUAUUGCGGAACAGCGAGACUCUGAGCUCGAGCCCCACCCCGCCUCUACCCCCGCGACCGAAGCAGUACCAGAAGAGACUGCUCCUCCCGCCUCUCAAACCACUGUGCCAGCCCCAAGUCCUUCCGAAGUCCCUGCUGGUUUCUCCCGCCCCGUGACCGUCUUCUCUCCUCCGUCUGGCGACACUCCGCAGUCGGCGCAAACCACCUAUAAUGAAGCCGACUAUAUCCCAUCCGUGGACCACGCCCAAGCUCACCAACGUCGACUGAACGCCGCCUCGCGACCCCAACGACUCCCCACUGACGCCGAAAUUGCCGCCAAAGUAGCCGCCGAGGAGGAGAAGCUGGCAGCAAUCGCCGAAGUGGAGGUAAAGGUCCGUCUACCCGACCAAAGCCAGGUCGUCGCCAAGUUCGGCCGGGACGACACGGGGCGGGCACUUUACGACUUUGUGCGCAACUGCCUGGCGGCGCCCUUCGCCGACACCGAGAAGUUCACCAUCACAUACCUCCCGGUCAGCUCGGCGGUCUCACGAGGCGGAAGCGCCAGGAAGAUCCAGGAGGUGAUCCCAGAUUCGGAUCGGACGCUGCUGAUCCGAGACCUGGGACUGGCGGGCCGGGUGCUGGUCAACUUCAGCUGGGAUGCGAGUGCUUCGCAGGCGGCUCACUCGAGCCGCGAGCUCCUGAAGCCGGAGCUGCGGACCCGGGCCCAGGAAAUCAAGGUGGAGCAGCCCCCGGAUGUGAUGGAGACGGCUGAAGACGUGCGCGGCCGGACACUGGGGGCUACGGGCAGUAGUGAGACCAAGACGGGCGAGAAGCGGAAACCUGGUGGGAUACCCAAAUGGUUGAAGUUGCCAGGCAAGAAAUGAGAUGCUUGCCUCUAUGAAGCAUCUGAUGAUUAGAAGGAGUGAUGUUAGAUAAUGAAUAGGAUGAAUGAUUCGC
Aspergillus saccharolyticus JOP 1030-1 is the source of this 1859-nucleotide messenger RNA. RefSeq names its product putative UBX domain protein. The coding region runs from base 242 to 1786 and encodes 514 amino acids. Gene Ontology annotation, molecular function: protein binding. The record is from RefSeq and is a predicted model, not a curated record. NCBI's taxonomy places the organism in Eukaryota, Fungi, Ascomycota, Eurotiomycetes, Eurotiales, Aspergillaceae. The transcript has 2 exons.